Messenger RNA from Penaeus indicus, 571 nucleotides. RefSeq lists its product as uncharacterized. Lineage: Eukaryota; Metazoa; Arthropoda; Malacostraca; Decapoda; Penaeidae. Bases 74 to 382 code for a protein of 102 amino acids. The record is from RefSeq and is a predicted model, not a curated record. The transcript has 5 exons.
UUGUUCUAGACUUCAUUGCUCCAGUGGAUCUCCACGAAGGAAGGCAAGUUGUCAUCCGAGAGCCUUUACGAACAUGAAAGCUGUCAUCAUAACUUGCCUGCUCGCGGCUGCUUUGGUGGCAAAUGCCAAGGAUGAGACGGGUCCGAGCGAAAUUAACCUGGUCCGUACCAAGAGAGAGGCUUCUCCCAUGAUGACUGAGACGGAAUACAGUGAGGCUGGCGGUGCAGACCUUAUUAUUCAGGUGAAGCAGAUGGUAAAUAGUGGUUCAUCCUGUUGCUGUGGAGGCGGUUGCUGUGGUCAUUGUUGCCGUCGUAAUGGGCAUGAUUGUACCAAUGUCACUGAGGAUACUGAAGACCAACCCACUGAAUUUCCUCCUACAUAAAAAAUUAUAUGGAAAGGAACAAAAAUUUCCAGAACAAACUUCAUUCUUAGAUACCCGAAAUAAUGUCAGUUUGUUAGAGGGCUCUUCUGUGCUGCACGGAUAUAAAUAAAUGUACUGCAUAUGUUCUGGAAUUAUAUGACAGAAAAACAUUAUAUGGAACAUGAACAAUUUGGCUUAAAUAAACUUUUG